CACGUACUCACGCGUCUAGAACCUCAAGAGAAACCUUCUAAAAUCUAAACACAAAUUCCAAAUCAAACACACCACUCUCCCUUCUUCAUCAUCAUCAAUUUUUCAAAACCCUAGUUUUUUCCCCUCUUCAAUGCAUAUGAAUCACUAAUCAUCAAAUUAAUCAAAGUUCCCCUCCUUUUUCAAGAAUUUCAACUCUAAUUUUACAUACAAUGGAUAUCGAACAGAAGCAAGCGGAUUUAAUCGAACACUUUGUGAAACAAGUGUCGGCAAACAAGGGUUCCUUCCUCGCUUCGAUCAUCAUUGAAGCAACUUCAAAUCCUUCUCUCUUCGCAUUCUCCGAAAUUCUUGCCGUAUCUAAUGUCGCCGAGCUUCAAGGAACUGAACAUUCAAUGUACCUUAAUCUUCUCCGUUUAUUUGCUCAUGGAACAUGGAGUGAUUACAAAAUUAAUGCUGGGUCUCUACCGAAUCUGGUUGCUGAACAAGUACUCAAGUUAAAGCAACUUACUGUCCUUACACUGGCUGAGACAAGCAAGGUACUACCAUAUGAUCAUUUGAUGCAGGAGCUAGAUGUAACAAAUGUGCGUGAACUGGAAGAUUUUCUUAUCAAUGAGUGCAUGUAUUCGGGAAUUGUAAGAGGCAAGCUGGAUCAGCUGCGAAGAUGCUUUGAGGUACAAUUUGCUGCUGGAAGAGAUCUUAGACCAGCGCAAUUGGGUAGUAUGAUACAGACAUUGACUAACUGGUUGUCGACUUCGGACAACUUGCUCCUGACUAUUCAAGAGAAGAUAAAAUGGGCAGAUACCAUGAGUGAGUUGGACAAGAAACAUAAAAAAGAAGUUGAUGACAGAGUGGAAGACGUAAAGAAGACUCUAUCUCUCAAGAAGUUACACACUGUAAGCAGGCCGACAUUGACUUCCGAGGGCAUGAGGAGAUCUUCUCUGAACCUGGCGGAGUGAUGGACUUUGAGGAAGAUAGAAUCCGACCUAAGAGGAGGCGGCAUCCACUAAAUUAAGCAGCAGGUGAUAGAGCGGUUAUGCACUGCUGGGUUUGGACAGUGGCAACCUGCACAGAUAUCUGCCUUUGAAGAUGACUGGACUUAGUUUUUGGACCAUCAUCACUGAUCUCUGACCUUUACAAACUUGGCAAAAGUUACAAGUCCCAUGAACCUGUGUGUAUUCAUUUUCAUGGGAGUAGGUGGUCUUCUUUGGUGUUUUGAGGGUUGAAAUUUUCAUGGGUAGAUCAUGGGUGUAAUAGCUACAACUUAUAUUUUUAGUGAAGAUUCAAAGUGUACUAUAGCAUAUCCUUGAUUGAUCUAUGACAACUGACUGGAAAUUUUUGGCGGCGA
This is a messenger RNA of Beta vulgaris subsp. vulgaris (sugar beet), 1342 nucleotides long. RefSeq names its product COP9 signalosome complex subunit 7. Gene Ontology annotation, cellular component: COP9 signalosome. The transcript is spliced from 9 exons. The record is from RefSeq and is a predicted model, not a curated record. Bases 210 to 953 code for a protein of 247 amino acids. Lineage: Eukaryota; Viridiplantae; Streptophyta; Magnoliopsida; Caryophyllales; Amaranthaceae.